AUACUUAAAAGCACAAAUGUGCUAUGUCCACAUUACACAAAAUUAAGAUUUUUGCACCAUUAGAAUUCUUGCCAAAAGCAGAGUCUAUGGCACAACAGUUCUAAGUCCUUUUUAUAAAUAGGACGUGUGUAAAUAUGGUAAAACUAAAAAGGCUAUGUCCCUGCAAUUCGGUUUAUCUGGUGCGCAUAAGUACUAUGUCCGGCACUGUAUGAACUCGCGAGCUCAAACGUGCUAUGUCCAGGCAUAAGCCUGUUGAUUUUUGAUUGACGAAGUGUUUAGAAUGAAUGAGACUUAUUUAUUAAAUUAAUUCAUUUUUAACGAUACUAAUUGCUUGAUUUUGACGAUAAUAAGUGAUCACUAGUGACGCGUUAAAAAUAGUGUUGUCUGUGGUUCCCAGCAAAAAAAAUCGGUAAAGUUGCAUUAUUAUUACUGUUAGAAGUGUGUUUAUUUUUAUGUUUUUUUUAGAUAUGAGUCGUAACCCAGAAGACUGGCUAAGGUGGUAUAAUGAGUUGGAAAAUACGGAGAAUGAUUAUUUGCCGACAGGAAAUAAUAAUAAUAUUAUCUAUGACUGUGAAAUUGGCGAGGAUGGAACAGUAACCAGUAUAGCGCUUGCUCAGUCCAAUAAUGAAGAUGGUUAUUGUAACAUAAAUACACCAUCUACUUCAGCAACAGCACCAAAUAUUGAUAUAGGGGAAUUGGAAACCUUUGACGCUGACCUCGCUGGUAACAGCAAAGCCAAAGAUUAUUAUCCUGCUCAUGAUAGUGACUCAAGCGAAUCAGAUCACACAGGCUCAGAACACCUAAAGAGUGCCGUAAUUGUUCCUGCAAUUUUAUCACAAGCUGAUCCUGGUCUUUCUGAAGAUAAAUCAGCAAGACAUCAGCGAAACCGGAAAGGACCAUCUGCUUCAGUAACAACACAAAAUAUUGAUGCAAGGGACUUGGAAAACUUUGACGCUGACCUCGUUGAUAACAGCAAAGACAAAGAUUAUUAUCCUCCUACUGAUAGCGACUCAAGCGAAUCAGAUUACACAGGCUUAGAACACCCAAGCAAUGUCAAUAUAGCCCCCCCAAUGUUAUCACAAGCUGAUCAUGGUUCUUCUGAAAACCAUCACACAGCCUCAGAACACCCAAACAGUGUCGUAAUUAAUCCCGCAAUUUCAUCACAAGCUGAUCUUAGUGCUUCUGAAAACCAACCGGCAAGACGUCAGCGGAAACGGAGAGGAUUUGCUGAACCAAACCUUUGGAAGAAAAAUGAUCGAAAAUUAAAACAAGCAGCUGGGCAAUCGUAUGUUGAUAGGAAGGGCAUUGUGCGACCAAGAAAACAAUUGAAAAUCAUACAUUGUUGGUGCCGAUUCUCCUGCAAAAACAUUACUAUUACACAGCAAGAAGCCUUACUCGAGGAAUAUUGGAGUUAUGCUGAUAUUGCCAGACAAAAGGAUCACAUUUGUUCAUUGGUUAAAGAAAUGCCAGUAGUCAGAAAGAGAAAAAGGAAGGAAGAUUCAGAGGUGGACAAGAAAGUCAGCAGAGCAUAUUUUUUACCAGAUGGAAAAGGAGAAGUGGUUCGUGUUUGCCUCCCAUUUUUUUGUACCACUUUUGCAAUUUCUAAAAAAAUCGUCAAUGAUGCAUUAUUUUUUAAAAGUGUAAAUGGGUCCUAUCUUGGAAAAGAUAAAAGGAAAGGAAAACCAGCCCACAAUGCAACGUCAAAAGCAAAAGUGCAGGCUGUACGUCGUUUUCUUGCCGAUUUCCCUAAAGUACCUUCCCAUUACUGUAGACAACGGAGUUCGCGCCUAUACCUGGCUCCUGAUCUUACUAUAAGUAAAUUAUAUCAACUGUACACUGAAAGAGAGGGUCCUGCAUCAGUUAAAGAGCCUGUUUUUCGCAGAAUUUUCAAUGAGUUUGAGCCACCGCUUGCGAUAUUUCAACCAAAAAAAGACCAGUGCUCCAUAUGUAACGAAGCAGAACGUAAGAAAACAACUGAGACCGACCAGACCUAUAAACAACAUAGGCAGAGAAAGGAGAACAUCGCAUUAAUGAAGACCAAAGAUAAGAAAGAUGCCGAGAAUUCCGAAACAAUGAUUUACGCUACUUUUGAUUUACAGGCUGUGCUAACACUGCCGUUUGCUGGCGAUGCUCAAAUUUAUUUUUCUAGAAAACUUUCCCUUAUGAACUUCACAAUUUAUGAUUCGAUGCAGAAUGGCGUGUGUUUCCUAUGGGACGAAACCGGAGGAAAAAAAGGAAGUUCAGAAAUUGGUACGUGUCUAUUGAAGUAUAUUCAAAACCUUCCUAGGGAAGUUAAGCACGUUGUGCUUUAUGCGGAUACAUGCGGUGGCCAAAACCGCAAUAUAAAUGUAUUUGCUGCUUUGAUUUAUGCAGUAAAUACCCUUGGUACUUUAAAUAUAAUUGACUUAAAGUUCAUGGAAAACGGCCAUAGCUACCUCGAAGCCGACAGUAUCCAUGCAACUAUUGAAAAAAACAGAAAACACAAGAAAUUGUAUUUGCCAAGAGAUUACAAACUCUUAAUUGAAAUGAGUAGAAAAAAGCCAUUUCCUUACGUGGUACACGAAAAUCGAUUUGAUGAUGUCUACAAUCUUCAAGAUUUGAGCUCUAAACUUAUCAGCAACAGAAAAAAAACCACAAUGGGAAAGGAUGUCAAGUGGCUUCAAAUUAAGUGGUUCAGAUUUUUGCGAGACGCGAAAACAGUUGGCUUCAAAUACGAUGUUACAGCAAAUGAAUUUGAACACAUCAGCUUCAAUAGCACGGACAUUCAAUGGAAUUCAGUUGGAUUAACCAAAAAAUAUACAAACGAGCUUCCAUUAUCUUUGACCAAAAAACGAGACCUAUUAAAUCUCAUCCGAAAGGGUAUAAUUCCUCAAGAUUACUAUUCUUUCUUUAAUAAUUUACCCUCAGCUCGAGGAGUCAGAGACCAAGCAGUAUGGAAUCUCGAUAACCAAGAAGAAAACGCCGAUGACACCUCUUUGGUCAGUAAUAAUGACUAAGGCAUAGUUUCUUUCUUAACAGUGGUAACUUUUUGUAUUUACAUAAACUGUAUAUUUUUUUGCACUUAGGUGUAUUUUGUAUGAUUUUUGUUUUAUUCUUGAUGAUUAUAGCAUCAACAAAAAUAUGUUUUGUUCCAAAUAAAUUU
Molecule: messenger RNA, 3142 nt
Organism: Sitophilus oryzae (rice weevil)
Lineage: Eukaryota; Metazoa; Arthropoda; Insecta; Coleoptera; Curculionidae
Exons: 2
Coding region: 453-2996 (847 amino acids)
Source: RefSeq, a predicted model, not a curated record